This is a messenger RNA of Rhododendron vialii, 2033 nucleotides long. RefSeq names its product non-specific phospholipase C4-like. Gene Ontology annotation, molecular function: hydrolase activity, acting on ester bonds. Lineage: Eukaryota; Viridiplantae; Streptophyta; Magnoliopsida; Ericales; Ericaceae. The transcript has 6 exons. The record is from RefSeq and is a predicted model, not a curated record. The coding region runs from base 44 to 1804 and encodes 586 amino acids. Gene Ontology annotation, biological process: phospholipid catabolic process.
GAGUUGAGACGGGAAUAUUCUCAAAGAAUAAAAAGGAGUUGAAAUGGGAAUGCCAACAAGCAAACGAGAUCGACUUGAACAAGUUUUUAAACUAGCCAGUAGCCAUCAUACACAUGUUUCCAAAGUCUCUUUCCUCUCUCUUUCUCACCACCUUAAAAGGCACUCAACCAAUUUGAAUCUAAAAUCACAGCAAACCCCACCACCAUCAUCACCACCACCAACUGCAACUGCAACAACAACAAAAAUGGCUCCAGAAAUCCAAACCCAAUUCCCUAUAAAAACAGUGGUGGUCCUAGUCCAAGAAAACCGCUCGUUCGACCACAUGCUCGGGUGGAUGAAAUCCCUCAACCCGGAAAUCAAUGGUGUUACCGGAUCUGAAUAUAACCUCCUCUCCACAUCCGACCCGAACUCGACCCGAAUCACAUUCGCCAAGCACUCCCUCUACGUCGACCAGGACCCGGGCCACUCCGUCCAAGCCAUGUACGAGCAGGUAUUCGGCCAGCCAUGGAGCUCCGAAUCUGCCACCAAAAAACUCGAACCAACAAUGUCCGGGUUCGCCCAGAACGCUGAGAGAACAGAGACGGGCAUGUCUACUACGGUGAUGAACGGGUUCGACCCGGACGCCGUGCCCAUCUACAAGGAGCUGGUGGCUGAGUACGCCGUGUGCGACAGGUGGUUCGCGGCGGUGCCGGCGUCGACGCAGCCGAACAGGUUGUUUGUGCACUCGGCGACGUCGCACGGGGCUACGAGCAAUGAUACUCUGAAGUUGAUAGAAGGGUUUCCACAGAAGACGAUAUUCGAGUCGUUGGAUGAGAGUGGGUUUAGCUUCGGGAUAUACUAUCAGUACCCUCCUGCCACCCUGUUCUAUAGGAACCUUAGGAAACUGAAGUACUUAAAGAACUUCCACCAGUUUGAUAUAGAAUUCAAGAAUCACUGCAAAGAGGGGAAGCUACCAAACUACGUUGUUGUUGAGCAAAGGUUCUGGGACUUGAAAAUCCUACCAGGUAACGACGACCACCCUUCUCAUGAUGUGUACGAGGGCCAGAAAUUCGUCAAGGAAGUUUACGAGGCACUGAGAUCGAGUCCCCAGUGGAACGAAAUGCUGUUCAUCAUCAUGUACGACGAGCAUGGCGGGUUUUUCGAUCAUGUGCCAACGCCUGUUGCCGGAGUUCCAAGUCCCGAUGGCAUCGUGGGCCCCGAGCCAUAUAACUUUCAGUUUGACCGGCUCGGUGUUAGGGUUCCGGUCAUCAUGAUUUCUCCAUGGAUUGAGCGCGGAACAGUGUUGCAUGGGCCUUCAGGACCGUAUCCGACGUCAGAGUUUGAGCAUUCUUCCCUUCCGGCCACCGUUAAAAAGAUUUUUGAUCUGAAAGAGUUCUUGACAAAGCGAGACGCAUGGGCAGGUACUUUUGAAGGUGUUCUCAGCCGAAGUAGCCCGAGAACAGAUUGUCCAGUUACAUUACCGGAACCGGUGAAGCUAAGAGAGGCUGAAGCAAAAGAAGAUGCUAAAUUGACUGAGUUCCAACAAGAACUUGUGCAAAUGACAGCAACAUUAUGUGGAGACCAUAAGAAGGAUAUUUACCCUCACAAACUAGUCGAGAAUAUGACCGUAGGCCAGGCCGUUGAAUAUGUUCACAAUGCGUUCAAGGAAUUCUUGAAUGAGUGCGAGAAAGCGAGCAAAAGUGGCGUGGAUGAAUCCCACAUUUGUGUCCCAGGAGAUCUAGUACCACCCGAGCCAGCAGCAGAAAAAUUGAAGAAAUCAUUUGCUUCUUUGUUCUUUUCCUGUAUUUCCUGUGGUAACAAUUGAUAAACUUCGUGAUUCACAUUUGUUUGCACACACAAGAAGUUCGGUCUGUCAAGAUUUGCGUAUCCAGAUAUGAGAUACUCCAACCUAAGUCUGUUUGCAUGAUAUGAUCUUGCUUUUGUUUCUAGGUUUAGAUCCUUAUGUAAUUCGAUAUCCAGUAAUUCACGUAUCGUUUUCGCAUCAAUACAACUGUUUCUGCUUGGGUUCGCAUGAACUGAACGGGCAUAAGAAA